Molecule: messenger RNA, 804 nt
Organism: Symbiodinium sp. CCMP2456
Lineage: Eukaryota; Dinophyceae; Suessiales; Symbiodiniaceae
Source: the annotation of a GenBank genome assembly
AUGGGCUCCAUGUGCGGGCGCAGGCGCAGAGACGACGAAGCUCCGCUAGCGCCCUCGCCAGAGGUACCGCAGGAAACGCAGGAGCCGCAGAUGGCCGACGAGGUAGCUUUCGAAGGGGAAGAUGACAAGCCUUACUGGGAUGCGCCAUCUAGAUGUCGUGGAUGUGCUGGCGAUCUCCAGGUCCCGCUCAGUCUACUCUCGCGUGCAUAUGCUGGAACUGGAUUCGGCGACGACGCAGCAGACUGGGAGGGAUACCUAGCAGUGGAGAACGCCAACGGAUUUACGAACUCCGCCCUGUACGGCGAGGUCAACGAGCAAGAUUUUGCCGAGCUGCUGAAAGACCACUUGCUCCCUCCAGCACGUGUUUACGACCUUGGAAGUGGUACGGGGAAGCUCGUAAAUCUAGCUGCAGUUCUGGGUUUCCAAGCAACUGGUGUUGAGCUGGAGCCUGGACGCCACCACAGAGCAUGUAGUGCAGCGAAGGCCAUGCUGCGGGUUCAGGCAGAUGCCGCAUUGGAAGGCUUGCAGCCACUCCAGCCUCGUUUCCUCCUCGCCAGCUUUCUGGAUUUCGAUUUCUCGGAUGCGGACAUGGUCUGGGCCAAUUCCGUGGUCUUUAGCCCCGCGAUGAUGGAGGCUGUGGCGGCACAGGCGCGGAAGAUGCGCCCGGGAGCAUACAUUGUCAGCCACAAGCUGUUGCCUGGACCAGGCUUUGAGGAAUGCGGCGAUGCAUUCCUGCGGGUUUCCUGGCGGCCUGAGGGCAGAGUUUGCUUCAAAGUGCAGAAAGUGCUCGGCGAAUCGAGCUAG